UCAGGCAUAUCAAGAAUAUUUUAUAUUCAGUUCCGAAAUCCUCCUCACAAGUCACAACACCUUAAAUUUUAAUACAUAAAAUAUUAAAUGUGGAAAAUAAUAAUAUUAGUCAAAGAACUUAUAGGCUUUGAUUAUUUAUUUUUUUUUUGAAAAUGGAUUAAUUUUAAUUAAAUACUUUAAUCAUUUUUUUUCUAACCAAUCAGUAGAUUCGGUAGCUAAAUAAAUUUGAGUAUAAAAUAAUGAGGGGAGGCAAGAGGAGCUUGCUUUCAUGUGGUACGUGAAAACUGAAAAGUGUGGAAGCUCACAAAACUGAAACACAAACCCAAAUUUUUAUCAAAACCUCUCUCAUUCUAACAGAAAUGGCUGAUAAUGGCUCGCUUGAUGAGUUCCUCGCUUCAGCUGUUGAUGCAGCCAAGAAAGCCGGCGAGAUAAUUCGUAAAGGAUUCUAUCUAACUAAACAUGUGGAGCAUAAGGGCCAGGUGGACUUGGUCACAGAAACUGACAAGGCAUGUGAAGAUCUCAUUUUCAAUCAUCUUAAGCAACUCCACCCCACACAUAAGUUCAUUGGGGAGGAAACUACUGCUGCAUGCGGUGUUACAGAGCUGACUGAUGAGCCUACAUGGAUAGUUGAUCCCCUUGAUGGAACCACAAAUUUUGUUCACGGGUUUCCCUUUGUUUGUGUCUCCAUUGGUCUCACAAUUGGAAAGGUUCCCACAGUUGGUGUUGUUUACAAUCCAAUCAUUGAUGAGCUUUUCACUGGUGUUCUUGGAAAAGGUGCUUUUCUGAAUGGAAAUCCUAUUAAAGUGUCUUCUCAGUCCGAACUUAUGACAUCUCUCCUUGCAACUGAGGUUGGAACUAAACGUGAUGAGGUGACUGUAGAUGCUACCACAAACAGAAUCAAUAGCUUACUUUUCAAGGUGAGAUCUCUUCGGAUGAGUGGCUCCUGUGCAUUGAACCUCUGUGGAAUUGCUUGUGGAAGACUUGAUCUAUUUUAUGAACUCGGCUUUGGGGGUCCUUGGGAUGUGGCAGGAGGUGCAGUUAUUGUGAAAGAAGCCGGAGGGCUUAUAUAUGAUCCAUCUGGUAAGGACUUUGACAUCACAUCUCAACGAGUAGCUGCUUCAAACCCCCUGCUUAAGGAUGCAUUCAUUGAAGUCUUAAAGGCUUAAAGCAACCCAAUUGAGACACCUUUUUAUUAGAUGAAAGCUGCAUAUUUCUCCUCUAUUUGAAAUUUAUCUCUUGUAGCAGUGAGCAGUUAUGUCAUUUGGUUGUAAGAACAGAUAAUAUUUGUAUGUAAUUUUUCAAAUAUCUUAUCUGUCUGCCAAAUUAUUUUAGAACACAUUCAAAACAGUACAUCAUUGGUAAUAAAUAUUGCAUUGCAGUUGCAGUUUCAGCAUCUAUA
Cannabis sativa is the source of this 1399-nucleotide messenger RNA. Its product is annotated as inositol-phosphate phosphatase. Gene Ontology annotation, biological process: phosphatidylinositol phosphate biosynthetic process; signal transduction; inositol metabolic process. NCBI's taxonomy places the organism in Eukaryota, Viridiplantae, Streptophyta, Magnoliopsida, Rosales, Cannabaceae. Bases 360 to 1166 code for a protein of 268 amino acids. The transcript has 12 exons. The record is from RefSeq and is a predicted model, not a curated record. Gene Ontology annotation, molecular function: inositol monophosphate 1-phosphatase activity.